GGCUCAAGGCACGGUGCGGCCGCAUUCUUCCGGUAUUGGUAUACAUGUAGGCCGGAGGCAUUGCAGUCAUGGGCCGCCCGCGCCUCUCCGCCGCGCCGGCGCGACUGCUGUCCCUUGCGGCCGUGGCCGCGCGGGCGCGCCUCGGCGCCGCGCUCGCGAGCGCGGAGCUCGUGCGCGAGCUGGGCCCGGUGCCGGCGGACGCCCCGCCGCGCCUCCGCUGCAUCGUCGAGGGCAUGGGCUCGUGCUUGGCGCCCGAAGGAUCCACAGCGGGUGCGGAGCAGGUGCCUGGAGGCGCCAGGUGCUUGUCCGUUGGUUUGGAGCAGUGCCAGCAGAGGCGCGGCGAGUGGCUCGGCCCGAGGCUGCCGCCGCAGUGGCAGCGCCUGAAGGGGUCGCUGAGCCCCUGCUACGCGGACGGGCCUGGCGGCAGAGUCAGGUGCCUCCCACUGGUGCUCAACCUGGCUCCCUCCAAAUCUGGCACAGAGGAUCUGUACAAGCGCCUCCUGGCCCACCCCGCCGUCGUCAAGAACGACGGCAUCGGCUCCACCAACUACGAAGGCUUCUACGCCUCCAAGGAGCCGACCUUCUGGACGCACGCCGAGGUUGACAAUUACACCCUCGAGGAUUUCGCCCGAGCGUAUGACCAGUUGGCGAUCACGGUUGCGGACAUGGCCAAAGUACAAGGUCAGCCGAGGCCUACGUCGUCCAAGCUUCUGAACUUCAUGAAAAUGUUUCGCAAGAAGAGGCGCAGAGAGCUUGCUGGUAUCGCAAACGCGGUCGGCAUCGACUUCUCGGCUGUGACUAUGGACGGGGAGUUGAGGUGCAAAAGGCACGGACAAGAGCACCAACAGAUGGGUGAGGUAGAGGCAAGGCGGAGAUUUGAUGCCACACCGUGAAGCCAUCAGUUUGACACUCGUUGGUUGAAUUUCUUGGUGAUACCAGCCCACAGCUAUGGAAUUAUCACCGUGUUCGGAGCAAUUUGCUGGGUGC
Prorocentrum cordatum is the source of this 987-nucleotide messenger RNA. Lineage: Eukaryota; Dinophyceae; Prorocentrales; Prorocentraceae. The record is from the annotation of a GenBank genome assembly.